AUGCUUUAACACCAUGCAUUUGAGAGUAAGUUUUUGAAGUUUUAUAUAAUUCGGAUAAUUUAAAUUUGUGAAUCAAAAACAUUGAAAACCGGAUUCAAAGAAAUAAGAAUUUACUCUAAUAAGCAAUCCACAAUUACUAAAUAUAGAAAUAGAAAAUCUAUGGAAUAGGUAUAUUAGGGAGAAACAUAUAUAUCUACAAAAUAAUAUGCACAAAUUCUUGCCUUAUUUCCUAAAUUAACAUAGAAUAUUACACUUUCUGAACAUUUUAAAAAAAAGAUGGGAUCAUAGCGUCAAAUAUAAGCAUCUGUAAAGGAAACAGUAUCAUUAAUAAUGGAAAAAUAAAGGCAGUAAGAGCAGGAAUUAAGGACUAAGUAAGUAAUAUAAAAUUUUUUAAAUCAUCGAUCAAUUAGAGGCGUAGAAUAAAUGAAUAGAAGCACUCCAGCAGUUAUAGUAAAAAAAUCAUAAUUAGACAUCAAAUUAUUAUUGAAAAUCUUUCUGACAACUGUUCUUAUUAUAUUUUUUUUAUAUUAAGCAAGUGGUUGUGAAUAAUUUCUACUUUGA
Messenger RNA from Paramecium sonneborni, 561 nucleotides. The record is from the annotation of a GenBank genome assembly. Lineage: Eukaryota; Ciliophora; Oligohymenophorea; Peniculida; Parameciidae.